AUGGAGAGCUUCAUCGACAUUGCUCCCUCCAAGAGAUGCAUUGCUGCAUGUGCCAAGGGCGACACCACCCGCGCCCAUACACCAGGCAAAGCAAAGAAUUCAAGGAUGAAUGAUGUGGACGAUGUCCUAAAGAUUGUCAACUUCUUUAGGGAGAUGAAAGAUAUAAACAGGGAAUUCUUCUGUGUCAUGCAACUUGAUGAGUCCGACAGAGUUAAGAACAUAUUCUGGGCGAACGCAAGCUGCCGAGGGGCGUAUCAGGACUUUGGUGACUGCGUAACGUUUGACACCACAUAUGAGACCAACAAGUACCAUAUGCCACUUGGGGUGUUUGUGGGUACUAACAACCACUUACAAACUACAUUCUUUUGUUUCGCCUUGAUAAGAGAUGAGGAUGCAGAUUCAUUCAGAUGGUUGUUCAACACAAUUUUAAGGUGCAUGAGAGGGAAGGCUCCUACAUGCAUCCUCACAGACCAGUGCCCGGCAAUGGCUUUGGCGAUCCCAGAUACUUUCAAGAACACAGUACACAAGCUGUGUCCCUGGCACAUUAUGAAGAAGUACAGGGGACACCUCGCAUACCUGUACAACCUGGACGAAGACUUUAAGGAUGAAUUCACAUCAAUCCUAAACUGGCCCCUCAUGCCAACUGAGUUUGAGGUUGCCUGGAAAAGACUCAUGGAUAAGUACAACCUCCAUGAUGAUGCCAUGAUGGUGGCCAUGUGGAACGAGCGUGAGAGAUGGAUAUCAGCCUACUUCAAAGAAAUUUUCUGCGCCAAAAUGACAUCCACACAACAAGGUGAGAGCAUGAACUAUGUGCUCAAGAAGAACUUUGUAAGUGAGAGACAAAACCUACACCGGUUUGUCAGCCAGGUAAACUCCUGCGUCAAAACCAGGAGGCAGACAGAGAACCAGGAGACAAUGGGUAACCGGACGGAACAAAACACGCUGACCUUCUAUGGGUUUGACACCCAGAUGGCAAAGCUUUACUCACGAGCCGUGUACAGUGAGAUCCGAAAAAGGCUAAAGCUGAGCACACUCUUCACGUCGACAGAGACGGAAGAGCCCACAAAGUACCUCGUGCGCUACAACAACCCGCAAAAACUGUCUGCAUGGUCUCAGCACGCGUUCCAGGUGGUUGCAGACCCCGUGGGAGAAAUAUAUAACUACGAGUGCAACCUAUGGGACCACACAGGUAUUUUCGGUGUGCAUGUCCUGUGCAUGACGCAGACAAUUAAGGCUGCCAGCGUUCUAGUGAAAUACAUCCUCGGGAGAUACACCGAACGCCCGAACAUCCAGCCAACAUUCAACAGAAAUGACUUGAGGACAGUAGCGUCAAACAAGGCAUCCCAAUACUGCAUUGCAAGCUCACUGCUGCAGCUGAACAUGAGGGUGCACAGAAAAAGCUUGAGAAGCCAAGAGCAAAUGGCGAGGUCACGGGUCGUCAUGGACAAACUUGAACAAGAACUCGACGCCAUGCAUUCUGCUAAAAGCGGACGUCUCGCGGACAAUGAAGCCAUUGAGUAG
Molecule: messenger RNA, 1521 nt
Organism: Aegilops tauschii subsp. strangulata
Lineage: Eukaryota; Viridiplantae; Streptophyta; Magnoliopsida; Poales; Poaceae
Product: protein FAR1-RELATED SEQUENCE 5-like
Biological process (GO): regulation of DNA-templated transcription
Source: RefSeq, a predicted model, not a curated record